Molecule: messenger RNA, 3096 nt
Organism: Trichogramma pretiosum
Lineage: Eukaryota; Metazoa; Arthropoda; Insecta; Hymenoptera; Trichogrammatidae
Product: zinc finger protein 37 homolog
Exons: 7
Coding region: 250-2250 (666 amino acids)
Biological process (GO): regulation of transcription by RNA polymerase II
Cellular component (GO): nucleus
Molecular function (GO): RNA polymerase II cis-regulatory region sequence-specific DNA binding; DNA-binding transcription factor activity, RNA polymerase II-specific
Source: RefSeq, a predicted model, not a curated record
CAUCCGGCCAAAUGGCGACCGAAGAAGCCAUAGGCACUGUUGUCACGUUGUGUACUUUGCAGUGUUUCAUUAAUCAUUGUUUACUAGCAGUAUCGGCGCACCCGAUAGACACUGCCAUACUGGUACCGGGGAUAUCCUCGACGACCGGGGAGGCCCCUUCAAGGGCGAAACCGGCCGCCGACCAAUUUUCCAAGGUUGUUGAAUGAAGAUUUUGAGAUCUCAAUUGACUCGAUAGAGUAACAUUUAAUCAUGGAGGUGGUUGCAACGGAAGAUGAGGCCCAGACAGUUUUGUCAUUAGAAGGCAUGGAAGGGGCUCAAUAUAUGACCCUUCCUGAGCGAUACUCUCUGAAUGAAGAACUUAUUUCAGAAGGAAUGGUCGUUGAUAUGAUUAAUGGAGUUACCACAGAUUAUACUAGUGGUGCACAAUAUUAUGAGAAUGAUGAUGUUUUGCGAGAAGUAAUGACAGAAGAGGAUCAGAAACUAGCAGAAGCUCUUGUUGCGGUUCAAUUAGAACAGCAUCAAAAACAACAAAUUCCUAUUGAUGCAAACCAUGGCGGAGUUAUCAUAGAAGAAGUGUCUAAUCUUGAAGAUUUACCACCUGUUGACCCAUAUCAGAUGCAAACAAUUGAGGAACACAAUCAACCUCAAGUUUAUUCAUUGAUUCAAACAUUCAAAAGAGGCACUCACAUGAUAAAAACAGAAUUUGUCGAUGUUAAAUGUGAGGAAGAACUAGAUAUAUCAGCAGAGAGUAGUGAAGAUGCAGUACAAACUCCAGGAAUUAGAAGGUCUUUACCUCACAAGAAAAGAAUUGCUAAAAAAUUAAAACAGCAAUCUAAAAAAGUUGGACAGAAAAAAGAUAGUGCCAGUCUUGAUCAAACGGGAGUGAUAGUAACAGAAGUAGAAUCUAAAUCUCAAGGAAAUAUAUUCAAAUGUGAAAUUUGUGGUAUGAGGUGCAAUGCUCAACUGACAUUUUUUGAACAUUUGAAGUCUCACUAUGAACCAGUAAAAGAAGAAAAGAAAACAAUGAAUCAGCCUGUGAAUAAUAAUAUAACUAUUAAUAUGCUGGGAUCAUCGGUUCAAGGAGUUGUCGAAAAUGUGAUAGAAGAAUUUAGUGAACCAGAAGAUUUAAUGGAAGGAAUUCGUGAUGUUGUUGAAGAGACUGGAGCUCACAUCGAUGAUGAUGAAGAUGAUGAUGGCCAAAUUGUUGAAGAAGACCCAUUACCAGAAACUACAAAUGAUAGUACGGUAUGGACAAUAGAUGAAGUCCAGGAACAUAUUGAACAAGAAGACAUGGAAGAACCACAAAAUAUAACCCAACAGGUUUCUUUUGAGUUGGAUAGUUCUAAAACCUCUGAAACUGUUAAGAAAAAAAGACAAAAAUCUAAAAAACCACCUGAUGAAUUAACUUGCACAGAAUGCCGCCGAUCUUUUCAUCACAAGAAUAGUUUAGUUUAUCACAUGCGUUCACAUAGUGGUGAAAGACCACAUCAAUGUGAAAUUUGUGGAAAAAGUUUCUUUGCUGCGAGUGCAUUAAAGGUUCAUAAACGUCUUCACAGUGGCGAUAAACCAUACAAAUGUGAAGAUUGUGGUCGUCAUUUUCGACAAUGGGGAGAUCUCAAAUAUCACUCAACUAGUUUGCAUUCAGAACAGCGACAAUUUCAAUGUGAAUAUUGCGGCAAAGAUUUUGCACGAAAAUAUUCACUCAUCGUUCACAGGCGCAUCCACACUGGUGAAAAGAAUUAUCGUUGUGAAUAUUGCAAUAAAACUUUCAGAGCUAGCAGUUACUUGCAAAAUCAUCGCAGAAUUCAUACUGGUGAAAAACCACAUCCUUGCGACGUUUGUGGAAAACCAUUCCGUGUGCGCAGUGAUAUGAAACGACAUAUGCUAACACAUUCGCGCUCUACCAAUAGAGUUGAUAGAGCUGCAACUAAAACUGCAGUUGCCAAAAGUACACCAAACAAUGAUGGCAGCAUAGCUGACGAAGAGUCCUUAGAUAAAAGAAGGACGAUCAACGAGAUCGUGCACGAAUUGAAGUUAGAAGUCGAACCCUGUGCUGCAGCUGCUGAAUUAGCGGCUGCCGUGGCUGCUGCUAGUGCUGGUAACGAUGACCAGUCUAUUUUGCCUCAUGUAAACGUACAAACCCUUGAAUACGUGACUCAAGCAAAUAAUGGUGAUACACCUAACGAUCGCGAUCCGCUCGGAGCUGUUGUCCGGACCGAUGGCCUGUUAGUGGAUUUCCAGCUUUUUUAAAAGAAAACUUAAAUCAUGGAACGAUUAUUUAUGACUCAUUGGUUUUUUCUCUCACUUUGAUAUACAAAAGUAAUUGAUGAACUUGUGAAACUGUAAUCGCAGGCUAUAGUAUGGCGACAUUGUAAAAUUACGAGGAAUUUUUUAAUUCUAGCAUGAUUAAGUUUUAAGAAUGAAAACUUAGUUUGAAGUUAAAAAUAUAUAUUUACAUAAUUUAUUUUUCGAGUAAUUGAACCAUAGGAGAAUGCUUAAUUUUCUUAAAAAGACUGGUUAUAAUUUCAAUAAGUGAUUACGAUAUGCGAACUGUAUAUUUGGAAGAAAAAAAUCAGCUCUGUUGGUACCUAAUGUAUUUAUUGAGAUAAAGAAGCUAUUGCUUCAACCUUGAUAUCCCAAACUAUACUGAGCUAACUUGUUUAAUACUUAUAUUUUUAUUGUUUAGUUUUUAUUGGCACCAACAUUUGUUAAUUUGUCAUAAUUUAGUUUAAUUGCGAGCGAAAUAUGCUGUGAAGAUUUUUAACUUACAAUAUAAAUUGUUCAAGAAUUCACAGCGUUAAAAUUGAUAUUGUUAUGAUUCUAAUUUACCUAUUAAUUAAUUUAAAGAAUCGGCCUGUAUAUAAAGCUCUAUCAUUUCAUUAAGUAUUCUUAAUCAUAAAAUAAAAAAAUCAAGGAAUAAUCUUAUAAGAAAAUGCGCAUAAAGCUAUGUAGCUCUUAAUAAUAAUAAUACGUACGUCGUGAGUUAAUGUAAAUUUUAUUUCUCAUGAAAAUGUGUAACACUUUUAUACACCUACACACUCACCUGUCAGUGUUGAAAAAUAUAUUUUUUAUUACAUAGCAACGUUUACAGAAAAA